AUAAUGUGUAAAUGUCGUAACGUUGAACUAGCUCGUUAGAAUUUUACAUAAUAAUUAAUAUGUACAAUGUUUUAUUAAUAAAUCCCAGAGUACAGCAACAGUGUGCAGCGCAACAUCUAAAGAGACGCGACAGAGGAUGAAGUCACGUGACGAUCGAUCAGCUGACAUCAUCGUCGCUGAGGAAGACGACUGACUGAUAACAUAAUGAUAAAAUUGCUCGAAAAACUACCAUCUGGAGAAUGUCCUAAACUCAUACACAGAGUGGUGGAUGGGGUGUGCGGCCGGAGCGGUCCGAGGCGAACAGAUUACGGUGAACGGUGGAGUCUGACAGAAUGGGUGGAGUUAAUGAACACUCUCUCCUCUCUCAUCCGCUUUGCUGUAGGAAGGGGCUGUUCAGAUCAAGAGAUCCAGGAGCUGCUGAGUGAUUUGGACGCGCCCCGCGCUGAGGCUGUUCUCCAGUGUGUGCGGUCCAGGUUUGAUGAGAUCAGACAUGCUUUGGUGGACCGAACCAAUGGCAUCUCAAGUACACAGCUACAGGACUUCAACUGGCAGUUAAAGCUGGCACUAUCCAGCGACACGCUGUCAGCUUUAAACACUCCUCUGCUAAAUCUCAGUCUGGACCUGAAGGAGAAUGGAAUUGAGAGAUCGGUGAAUGUAGAAAUGAACAAAGAGGAGCUGCACACUCUCAUCACUGCACUAGAGGCUGCUAAUAAGGUUGUGUUGCAGUUGAAAUGAAGAUGCCAACCAGUGCAUUUCCUUACAAAGAUGGUUCUGUGCCAUCAUACUUUCAAACAGAGGAUUUCUGAAGUCUGUAUUAUAAGACAAUGCCUGCAUGUGGGCAGACAGAAAUCUUACGGACAGAACCGGGAACCUGGCGUCUCUACCUGAGGUGUUCAUAAAGGACUGAAUAUUAUUAUUCAAGCUCCAUCAGUAUGGACUACAGAUGACUCUACUGGUGGUAGAGUCGUUUUGAGGCUUUUGUACAGUGAAAAGCUAAAUGCCUGCCACAGAUCUUGCUUUCAAUUCUCCAUGAAAUGCAAAUGCAUUUUGGUUUCACACCCCAAAGGUUGCCUUUCUAAAUAAAGUAACUGAAAACACUGAUAA
Messenger RNA from Labeo rohita (rohu), 1104 nucleotides. It is a transcript of the gene commd8, whose product is annotated as COMM domain containing 8. The record is from RefSeq and is a predicted model, not a curated record. Bases 205 to 735 code for a protein of 176 amino acids. Lineage: Eukaryota; Metazoa; Chordata; Actinopteri; Cypriniformes; Cyprinidae. The transcript has 5 exons.